AUCAAUAUUUGUGCUUCGUUAAAGAAGAAAAAUGAAUUUCGAAACACGCGUUAAAUAUGAUAGUGAAACAAAUAUCAAAAGAGCCUUAAGAGCCAUAUCGCUUUAUUGUGUCUUCAUAGUAAUGACCACUGUAGUUGCCGUUUCUGCGCGCCACCACUACAUGUACUACUUCAAUCAUGCUAUUAAACGGCACUUUCUGAUCUACGAACGACUUGUCACCUACAAUGAAUGGUGGGCGGAACUAGCAGACUCAUUUUUGCCGGAAGUGUUGCCUCCGCCACAAGCGAGUAACGAAAGUGUCGCUAACGAAAAUGCGAAUAAUCCGAAAGAUCCAGGUGUCAAUACAAGCACAGCUUCUGCUGCACAUAAGGUUAUAAAAUUGGAUGAGAGUAUUCUAUUGGGAACACCACGCCUACGUCAGCUACGUGUCGUGGACACAACUUGCGGUGGCAGCAAGAGUUUUGUCAAACAUUUUCAUUUCAUUUGUUAUCCAGAUUAUUCGUACUCGGAUUCGAAAACCACUGGUGAACAUAUAGGCGCUAAAUAUGAAUCUGCACUCCAUUUGAGCGCAAUGCCGAUUCAAGGACGAAUGCAUACAUAUUGGGGUGGUGGUUUUGUGCAGAAUUUGGACCGAAAUUUUAAUGAAUCUUUGCCUUUGAUUGAAUCACUGGCACAGCUUGACUGGUUGGAUCGCGGCACGCGCCUUAUGAUUUUCGAAUUUACGCUCUAUAAUAAAAAUACGGAUCUCUUCAAUAACGUGAAAAUUUUGGGCGAAGUGCCAGUCACUGGUGGCGUUUUGUUGUAUAUACAAGUGCAAGCGGUGCAAAAACAUGCUGUCUGGACAGGUAGCGUAUGGAUCAUAGUCUCAGCUAUCAUUUUCUAUAUAAUGGCUAUGUACUAUUGUGUUGGAGAAAUAUUAGUGUGGCGCCGAAGUGGCUACAAAAAAUAUUUGAAAAACUUUUGGAACAUGGUAGAUUUGGUUAUACUGAUUCUCGUUACACUCUCCUUCAGCUAUAACAUUUUCCAUCCAAUUUAUCUACAUUAUUAUUUGAAGCAUGCCAAUGCAUUACCAACGGAAUAUCAUAGCUUGGAUGUGAUUUGUUGGCUGAACUCGCAUUAUAUGAAUUUAAUAGCUGUGUUGGCAUUUUUAGUUUGGAUUAAGAUUUUUCAGUUUUUCACCUUCAACAAAACAUCGAUACAGUUAAAUGCGACGUUCGUAAAGUGCUAUAGAGAUCUGCUCAACUUCGUGCUCAUAUUUCUCAUAAUCUUCCUCUCAUAUGCCAUGCUCGGCAUGUUACUAUUCGGCCAUGCGCACGAGGAUUUUUUCGUAUUCCCCAUAGCAUUUUGGAGCGUCAUGCGUAUGGUAUUGGCCGAUUUUGAUUAUGUUGGCGUGGAACAUGCAAAUCCAGUGCUGGGACCAAUAUAUUUUUUCUCCUUCAUACUCAUCGUGUAUUUCAUACUAAUUAAUAUGUUUCUGGCCAUCAUUUACGAUACCUUCCGCAACAUAAAAACCUAUGAAAUACCACCGGAGAAAAAACAAUUGCCGCAGUUCUUUAAGAAGUACUGGGAUAAGGGUAGAGAUGGCGGCAAGAAGGCGCUCAAUGCAAUAGGCUUGUGCAAACGUAGGAAUACAAAGCGAGACACAGAACCGUUACGCGAAAUGAACGACGAGAAUGAGCCACCUUUUCCACCAACGCCAAGGCCGGAGAAGAAAAUGCGCGUGUCGAAGAAUGAGAUAAUACAGAACUACUUUGAGACCAUUCAGAACAAACGCGACGCUGAGCAAAUAGACAAUUUGACUAAACACAUAACGGCUUUAGAGGAAAUUUUAGCUAAAAUGAGCGAUGAUAUUAAACGUCUGGAAGCCGAAACACCUGAUCCGAGCACGCGCCCAGAGCCGCCGAGACAGCCUAAAACACCGCCACGUCUAAAGGUCUUCAUAAAUCGCAAGAAGUAG
This is a messenger RNA of Bactrocera tryoni, 1957 nucleotides long. Its product is annotated as polycystic kidney disease 2-like 1 protein. NCBI's taxonomy places the organism in Eukaryota, Metazoa, Arthropoda, Insecta, Diptera, Tephritidae. Gene Ontology annotation, biological process: detection of mechanical stimulus. Gene Ontology annotation, molecular function: calcium ion binding; calcium channel activity. The record is from RefSeq and is a predicted model, not a curated record. Gene Ontology annotation, cellular component: membrane. The coding region runs from base 32 to 1957 and encodes 641 amino acids. The transcript is spliced from 9 exons.